ACGGACGCUAUUGGUGCGAGGAGCACCAGCUGACCGGCAGGGAAGGGACGGGCACCGAACAACGCGGCAGCGCUCUGGACACGAACAUCGUGAGUACGACGACCCUCGACUUGUGUGCAUCAUCCCCGUGCCUGUGCGGCGAGUGAAGAUGGGUGUCGAGCGGACGGAGUUGUUCGGUGCGGACGGCGACGCCUACAAGUGCGGGCUGAGCGAGGAGCUGCGGCGCGCGGCCAGGACCGAGCUGCGGGAGGACGACGGCUCCAGGGCGCACGCCCUGCAGCAGAUGAGGGACUGGAUCGCCAAGCACCCCCACAUCAGGAAGUGCCGCACCGACUCGCUGUUCCUGCUGCGGUUCCUGCGCACCAAGAAGUUCUCCGUGCCGAUGGCCCAGGAGAUGCUGGAGCGCUACCUCGCCAUCAGGCAGCUGUACCCGCAGUGGUUCCGCGGGCUGGACGUCAUGGACCCCAAGAUCAGCGACAUCCUGGACGCCGGGUACCUCAUCCCACUCCCCGAGAGAGAUGACUUCGGCCGGAAGGUUCUUUUCUCCUGCGCGGGUCGCUUCGACCCGUACAAGUUCUCCUCGGCGGACAUGGCGCGCACGCACGGGCUGGUGGUGGAGGCCAUCAUGGACGACGAGCAGAACCAGGUGUGCGGCUACUCGUACGUCAACGACGAGGCGGGCAUGACGGCGGGCCACGUGUCGCUGUGGUCGCUGGCCGACAUCCGCAAGAUGAUCCGCUGCCUGCAGGACUCGACGCCCAUGCGCCACAAGGCCACGCACUUCCUCAACGUGCCCAGCAUGGCCAACCGCCUGUUCGAGUUCUUCACCAUGCUGCUCAACGACAAGCUGCGCAACAGGAUUAUGCUCCACACAAGCGUGGCGGACCUGCACGAGCACAUCAACCCCAAGAUCCUGCCCAAGGAGUACGGUGGCACCAUCCCGAUGGCCGACAUGAUCGCCGACUUCAAGAAGGAGCUGCUGGCGAAGCGCGAGAUGAUCAAGGCUCUGGACGACAUGGAGAUCGAGCUGCACGCCAAGGCCCGGUACGUCAGCGACAUGCAGGAGGACCUCGCCGGGCUGUCGGGCUCGUUCCGCAAGCUGGAGGUGGACUGACCGCCGCGCCGCGCCCGCCGCCCCGACCAGGUCGGCGACGACAACGCCACCGAGUGCGAGUCCGAGCCCACGUCGCCACGUCGCCCGUCCAACCGGCAGGGGCCUCUCGUCGUGACGAGGCGAUACCCCAGGGCGCGCGUCGAGGGGUAUCGCCGAGUCUCGCCCGGCCCGUGCUGACAGUGUGGGCGUGACUGUGACCACACUGGGGAAUUCCCUCUCUGCUGCCGAACUCACGCGGCGCCGCGGACUCUCGCCCCUCCAGCCCGCGGACGCGGUACGUCCCCCGUCGGCAACGUCUGCAACGUCGGCAACCACGAUAGGACUGAUUCCUCGCACCGCAUAGCUUCUCUGUCUCCCUCUAAUAACACGCUUAGGCAGGUACUAACCCUUAGGCACUAGAACUAGGUAGACAUGGGAUAGCGGGGGCCGGCGGCGCGCAGCCCCGCACCAGUGGGCUGCCCGUCGGCCGCGCCUCGCGCACAAGUACGUAGCUGUAGUUUAGCGUAGUCGUUUGAGGUCCCCUUGAUGGUGGUGCAAAGUUACCCAACUAUUCUCGGCCGCGGUGUCCGCGCGAGGACGCCGCGGCGAGCCGGCCCAGCCCGGCGA
Messenger RNA from Thrips palmi, 1720 nucleotides. RefSeq names its product clavesin-1. The transcript has 7 exons. The record is from RefSeq and is a predicted model, not a curated record. NCBI's taxonomy places the organism in Eukaryota, Metazoa, Arthropoda, Insecta, Thysanoptera, Thripidae. Gene Ontology annotation, molecular function: phosphatidylinositol bisphosphate binding. Gene Ontology annotation, cellular component: membrane. The coding region runs from base 149 to 1114 and encodes 321 amino acids.